ACCGCCAGAAUGUCAACAAUUCAAAAAUCGCCCUCCAAAAGGAUGAAGACGAUGGAUCCUCAGAAGCUUGAAUUGAAAAAUAUUCGGGAACAGCAACGCCGUAUUAAGCCAGGGGAAUGCCUGAAGUUCGUUCGAGUUCUCAUCGAUCCAGAGUGCCUUUGCGCUGGUCUUGGACCGCAGAUUCUUCAAAAAUUGGGUGAACUAGGAAUUAAGUAUGAAGUUCAAUCGCAGAAAAUUCCACGAACCGUUCUUUGGGAGAGAGCUGAAUCUCAAACAUUGGCAUCAAGUAGUGAAAUGCUCAAACUCUCUGACAAAUACAUCCGAGAAUCGCAAGCAUUAUUCAUUAUGUUAGGCGAAGAAGUAAUUGAAGCUAUCAAAAAUAAAUCCAUGCACAACCAACUCCAAUCGUUAACAAAGGCCUAUCCAAAUUGCAGUAUUACUUUGCUUAUAUUCGGUUUGAAGAAAUUCUGCCGCCAAGAAUCGACUAAUGUUAAACGUUACGACAUUGAAAAGUGCCUAACAGAGAUUCAGAUAAUAUACAAUUGCAGUCAUCGUUUGUUUGAAACUUCCGUUGAACUGGCAGCAGCCAUCGGCCAAUUCAGUAAAGCCAUUGCAGAAAUACCCUUCAAAAAACAGCAAGCAGACAAAUAUUCCGACGCAAACCUGUUUCUCUCAAACGAUAACAAAGAUUGUGUACGAGUUGAAGGAACUGCAGGUCUGUCACGCCUUUGGCAACAGCAUUUGACGCGUUUACCGCUCGUGACAUUGGAAACAGCUGAAGCAAUUAUAUCCAAAUACCCAAAACCUAAACAGUUAUUAGAGGCGUAUGAAACUUGCGACGAUGGGCAAAACCUUUUAGCUGACCUGAAAAUCCGAAGAGCUGGCGGACCGCUGACUACCGACCGCCGUAUUGGUACAGAAUUGAGCCGGAAAAUAUAUACAUUAUACAACAGCCUAGAUCCAAACGAGAAAUUAUAGCAAACGACCAUCUCCAAGCAUGAAUUUUCUGUAUUAUUUAUUAAAAGUUCCGUUUUUAUCCAUGUUUCAAUUUAAGAUGUUAUUUACAUAGA
Hermetia illucens (black soldier fly) is the source of this 1070-nucleotide messenger RNA. RefSeq names its product crossover junction endonuclease EME1 (gene mms4). NCBI's taxonomy places the organism in Eukaryota, Metazoa, Arthropoda, Insecta, Diptera, Stratiomyidae. Gene Ontology annotation, molecular function: nuclease activity; DNA binding. Gene Ontology annotation, biological process: replication fork processing; double-strand break repair; resolution of meiotic recombination intermediates. The transcript is spliced from 5 exons. The record is from RefSeq and is a predicted model, not a curated record. The coding region runs from base 10 to 978 and encodes 322 amino acids. Gene Ontology annotation, cellular component: nucleus; Holliday junction resolvase complex.